GAAGGCUGCGCAUGCGUAGGGCUCACAGGCGGUGGCGGCGGUGGCAGCGGCUGCUUGCGCGACUCGUUGGUCUCGACGGGGAAGCGGUGGGCGGCUGAGGCGAAGGGCAGAUUUAUUCUGCUUACGUGUGUAACCUAAAGCAAGAGUUGCUCCUGUCGUCUCUUUCUCUCAGUGCUUGUAAGAGAAGUCAGAAGAUGGUGAACGUUCUGAAAGGUGUUCUGAUUGAAUGUGACCCAGCAAUGAAGCAGUUUCUGCUCUACUUGGAUGAAUCAAACGCACUGGGAAAGAAAUUCAUCAUACAAGACCUGGAUGAAACUCAUGUCUUUGUAUUAGCUGAGUUGGUUAACUUCCUCCAGGAAAGAGUGGGGGAGUUAAUGGACCAGAACUCCUUUCCUAUUACUCAGAAAUAAAAAGAUUAAAGGAGAUUACUGGGAGUUUUGGAAUAGUGA
Molecule: messenger RNA, 449 nt
Organism: Colius striatus (speckled mousebird)
Lineage: Eukaryota; Metazoa; Chordata; Aves; Coliiformes; Coliidae
Gene: GTF2H5
Product: general transcription factor IIH subunit 5
Exons: 3
Coding region: 195-410 (71 amino acids)
Biological process (GO): nucleotide-excision repair; transcription by RNA polymerase II; transcription initiation at RNA polymerase II promoter
Cellular component (GO): transcription factor TFIIH holo complex; transcription factor TFIIH core complex
Source: RefSeq, a predicted model, not a curated record